Messenger RNA from Fusarium oxysporum Fo47, 1773 nucleotides. RefSeq lists its product as uncharacterized. Lineage: Eukaryota; Fungi; Ascomycota; Sordariomycetes; Hypocreales; Nectriaceae. The transcript has 4 exons. The coding region runs from base 1 to 1773 and encodes 590 amino acids. The record is from RefSeq and is a predicted model, not a curated record.
AUGGAACUCGCGUUCGAGGACCGACACUUGGACCCUUCCAAAAGGGACUUUUCAGACUUGGACUUGUACGAAAUUAUCUGCAGCCUUUGCGGGUUUGACAUCACCGAAGCAGAUGAAGAUGAACUCGUCGAAUGUAAGGUCGCAAAUCUGCCGACUUACGGCAUAACACUGACAGUUACAGGAGAGAAAGCCGCAGAACCCGGAAUAGUUAAAUGCCAUGGCAGAAGAGCCCACCCCAUUGUAUUACAUCACGAAUGCGUUGAUUACGCUGAGUCCUUGGCUUCGGGUAGCCUGCGAGAUCUCGCUGGAGCUGCCGUCACCAUCCGCGGGAGCUUUAAUGAGCCUGGAGAAAUGUGCGACCCUCGCCGCCGCUGGCAGGGCCGACCUCGACGAGGGUUCAUAUCAGUUCCUGUCCACGGCCACACGACUCUAUGGGCCAAGCACACCCAUUUUGAAGGUAUUCGAUACAUCCAGUCGUUCUCUUACGACUCUCAGGGUGGUGAUGAAGAAAUGCUCAUCAAGGGGAACACGGAGGAGCCUUUGAACGUUUUCAUCCGUCAUAACCAUCUAGGAGCCAACAAGGCUGUUAUAACUGAAGGACAGGAAAGGCCUGAGGAAGAGGAAGUCGAUGAGCAGUGGUGGACCUGUCAUGCUCAACAAACCCGCCCAUUCCACUUCAAGGCAAGAUUUGAUGGUAUCAAGAUCCGGAACCUCGUUGUUGUCAAAACCCCAGGUACUUUUCUCAGCUUCGCGUUAGCCAGUCCUUGCGAGAUACGAUGGGCUAUGCCUCCGUCGCUUGUGAAGUUUUCGCCCAAGAUCCCGCUCCCUUAUGGCAUGUGUUGGACUGAUGUACAAAGUCUUGACUGGAAUAAGCCAGGGACAUUCGGCUAUUCUUUCCUUCUUCUUGGCGAAUCUUUCUUGCAAUGCAAUUUCCACGGGGAUGGACCGCCAGUGCCUUACCACAAAUACACGACAGGUGAACCCAACCAUGUCAUGUGUCUGCAUUUUCCCAUGAACCCUAACGAAAGAGUCUCCGAACUCUGGGUCCGCCAAUAUCCUGAAAGAAAGGCCACUCUCGUGAUUGUCACAGAUCACGGCCGCAGCCUCGUCCUUGGAACCCAGCAAGAUGGUCCGGGUGCGACAUACCAUGUCAUCACCAAACUACCACAAGAUAAACCUUCCUCCAUGUUCCACUCGCACGCCAACAACCUCUACUGGUUCCAUUUCGAUUCUGUGUUUACCUGGGAAAAGCCGCAAACCCGACACAUCCAACCUGCUUGGAAGACUGCGCCCGACAUGACCAUCGACACCCACUACUCAUCAGCAAAGCUAGACGGAGUCAGAGAGAUUACCCCGUGUAUAAAAAGAGCGCUUUUCACUUGGGGAGAGGAUGAAAUUAUACAGGGUCUUCUCCUCACCUACGAUGAUGGUACUCGAACUUGUAUUGGUGAGGUUCUGUAUGACGACCUUGGGACGCCGCAGAAAGUAACUUCUGAUACUUUGUGGAUGCGAUAUGUCGAAUACAAGGAUGCUGGUCUUUUCGAUGAGAACAUCCACUGCUGCGAUUGUGGAAUAGAGUGGUAUGGCUUCUCUCGACCGCUGCUACAGUCCUUCUCCUCGCACAGAGAAAUGGAUAAUCUCACUGAUGAACAGGACUCUGACGAAGAACAAACUUCUCACGAAGGCGAUAGCUCUGCAGAAAAUGACAGUGAGGACGAAGCAGAGAGUGACGACGAGUAUGACAGGUUCCAAAGUAUAUCUCACUGCCCAUGA